AUGAGAAUUUCCAAGCUUCCCACCACUCCCUUCCCACUUCACAGCUUCAUGAUCAUGUUCCUGUUCCUGAACUUCCCGCUGCAAGCAAAUGGUUCAGGAAACAACAAUGAGACGGAUCGACUUGCGUUGCUGGAGUUCAAAAGUAGGAUCAGCAGUGAUCGAGAUGGAGCUCUGAAAUCUUGGAAUGAUUCAGUCCAUUUCUGCAACUGGUUUGGUGUAGCAUGUGAUCCUCUAGCUAGCCAGAGAGUCGUGUCCCUUGAUCUCCAUAGCCUAAAACUGGCGGGUACUCUGUCUCCACACGUUGCCAACCUCACUUCUCUUAGAUUCAUCAACCUCAUGGACAACAGUUUCCACGGUGAGGUUCCACAACGACUUGGAAACUUGCUUCAACUCGAGCACCUCAAUCUCAGCGGCAACUCAUUUGAAGGCGAGAUUCCAACCAACCUGACUCGUUGCUCCCGGCUGAAGUACUUGUUGAUGGAAGCGAAUAACUUUAGGGGGAGCAUCCCAAUGGAGAUUGGCUCGUUAUCGAAGCUCGAGUUCAUCAGAGUUGGAACCAACAAUCUAACAGGAUGGCUCCCGCCUUCCCUGGGGAACCUCUCGUUGCUCCUUAACUUCGGUGCUGCAUAUAAUAAUUUGACAGGAAGCAUUCCAGAAAGCACAGGCAUGCUAUCAAGGUUAACUUCAAUUACUCUUGGAAGCAAUCAGCUCUCUGGUUCAGUCCCUCUAUCCUUCUUCAAUAUCUCAUCCAUCAAAACCAUUGCAAUCCCUUGGAACCACUUGCGUGGUCGAUUGCCAGUGGACAUGGACCUCACCAUGCCCAAUCUCGUAAAUUUCGCCAUUUCCAAAAAUGAAUUCUUCGCAACUAUCCCUGAUUCAAUCUGCAAUGUCUCUCGGCUACAGAUGGUGAAUAUGAACCGAAAUGACUUUGUAGGGAAGGUUCCUACUUGUCUUGGGAAACUCAGAGGCCUUACUUCGCUAGACAUGGCUGAAAAUCGUCUUGGAAGCAAUUCAACAGACGACUUUGCAUUUCUGGAGUCAUUGAGCAAUUGCAGUCAGCUGCGGCGGGUGGGUAUUAGCAUCAACAAUUUUGGUGGCCCGUUACCAGAAUUUCUAGGGAACCUGUCAACCACGCUCACCGCACUAUAUAUUGGGGCCAAUCAAGUCACUGGAGUUAUCCCUGCAGGGUUGGUGAAUCUCUUCAACUUGACGGAUCUGGAGCUUUCUGGUAACUACAUGACAGGCACCAUCCCUCCUUAUUUUGGGCAGUUUUCUAAUCUACAGAGACUAUCAUUGAAUGGAAAUCAACUUUCAGGUCAGAUUCCAUCCUCUAUAGGCAAUCUCAGUCGGUUAUCUGAACUGUAUAUAUCGCAGAACCAACUCCAAGGCAACAUUCCACCCAGUAUUGGGAACUGUCUUCAACUGAGUACCUUGGAUAUUUCAGGAAACAGAAUUAUGGGAGCUGUACCUCCACAAUUAUUGAGCCUAUCUUCAUUGUCCAUAUUGUUGAACCUGUCAAACAACUUGCUCACAGGCAACCUGCCUGUAGAAAUUGGGAAUUUGGAAAAUUUGAAUAAGUUGGAUAUAUCUAAUAAUAAUUUGAAAGGGGAAAUUCCUAGCACCAUUGGCAGUUGCUCAAGUCUGGAAUACCUUUAUAUGCAGGGGAAUUCUUUUGAAGCAGUUAUUCCUUCAGCUUUAUCGUCUCUGAAAGGGCUUCAGGAAUUGGAUCUUUCACGAAACAACUUAGACGGAGAAAUCCCAAAAGAUCUGCUAGAAAUCCGAUUACAGUCUUUGAAUCUUUCUUUCAACAAUCUGAGAGGUGAAGUGCCAUCAAAGGGGAUCAUUCCCAAUGCAAGCUCUGUAUCAUUGGCAGGCAAUCCCAUGCUCUGUGGUGGUGUUCCCGAGUUUCGUUUGCCUAAAUGUCCAAAUAAAACCACAAAGAACAGGAGACCUCCACAGUUGAAGCUAAUAGUCAUCACUGUUAGUACAUCUCUAUCUGCACUUCUAGUGGUAAUGAUAGGACUUCUACUAAAUUGCAAGAUGAGAAGAUCAAACAAGCACAUCCAUCGAGGAGAAGAUCCACCUGUGGACGAGUUUGUGAAGAUCUCCUACACAGACAUCCAUGACGCAACCAAUGGAUACAGCCAUGAAACUUUAAUCGGGUCUGGUGGUAUUGGCACAGUUUACAAAGGAAAACUGGAGCAAAUGAAAGCACCAGUAGCUAUUAAAGUGUUCAACCUGCAAAAAAAGAAAGUGUAUAAGAGAUUAGCGGUGGAAUGCAAGAUAAUGCGAAAUGUCCGGCAUCGAAACCUCGUGAAGAUCCUAUCUUACUGCUCUAGCACAGACAACCAAGGAAAUGCAUUUGGAGCUCUAGUUUAUGAGUUUGUCGACAAUGGAAGCCUCGAUAAGUGGCUGCAUUGCUGUAAUGAUAACAUCAAGACACCACACCAUCUCAGUCUUCUCCAAAGACUCAAUAUAGCAAUAGAUGUGGCAUCUGCAAUGCACUAUCUUCAUGAUCUUAGCGGAACGUCAAUCGUUCAUUGCAGUUUGAAGCCGAGCAACGUGCUCCUAGACCAUGACAUGGUAGCUCAUGUGAGUGAUUUUGGUCUAGCGAGAAUCCUCUCACCAUCUCAAACAAACACAACAAGCACAAUUGGGCUAAAUGGGAUGGUAGGCUAUGCGGCACCAGAAUACGGGACGGGCUCCGCCGCAUCAAAGGAAGGGGACGCGUACAGCUAUGGAAUCCUGCUGCUGGAAACCCUAUCAGGGAAAAGACCAACAGAUGAAGUGUUCAAGGAUGGUGUGAAUAUACGAGACGCUGUCAAGGCCGCAUUGCCAUCCAAACUUCCGAUCUUCAUAGUCAUGUUCCUGCUCCUGAACUCCACACUGCAAGCAAAUGGUUCAGGCAACAAUGAGACGGAUCGACUUGCACUGCUGGCAUUCAAAAGAAAGAUCAGCAGUGAUCCAGAUGGAGCCCUGAAAUCAUGGAAUGAUUCCGACCAUUUCUGCAACUGGUUUGGUGUUGCAUGUGAUCCGCUUAUUAGCCAGCGAGUAAUGUCCCUUGAUCUACAUGGCCAAAAUCUGGUGGGUACGCUGUCUCCACACGUCACAAAUCUCACUUCUCUUAGAUACAUCAACCUCAUGGCCAACAGUUUUCAUGGUGAGAUUCCACAACUAAUUGGAAACUUGCUUCAACUCCAGCACCUCAAUCUCAGCGGCAACUCGUUUGAAGGCGAGAUUCCAACCAACCUGACUCGUUGCUCCCGGCUGAAGUACUUGUUGAUGGAAGGGAAUAACUUUAGGGGGAGCAUCCUGAUGGAGAUUGGUUCAUUAUCAAAGCUUGAGUUUAUCAGAGUUGGAACCAACAAUCUAACAGGAUGGCUCCCGCCUUCCUUGGGGAACCUCUCGUUGCUCCUUAACUUCGGUGCUGCAUAUAAUAACUUGACAGGAAGCAUUCCAGAAAGCAUAGGCAUGCUAUCAAGGUUAACUUCAAUUACUCUUGGAAGCAAUCAGCUAUCUGGUUCAGUCCCUCUAUCAUUCUUUAAUAUCUCAUCCAUCAAAAACAUUGCAAUUCCUUGGAACCACUUGCGUGGUCGAUUGCCAGUGGACAUGGACCUCACCAUGCCCAAUCUCGUAAAUUUCGCAAUUUCCAAAAAUGAAUUCUUCGCAACUAUCCCUGAUUCAAUCUGUAAUGUCUCUCGGCUACAGAAGGUGAACAUGAACCGAAAUGACUUUGUAGGGAAGGUUCCUACUUGUCUUGGGAAACUUAGAGGUCUUACUUCGCUAGACAUUGCUGAAAAUAGUCUUGGAAGCAAUUCAACGGGUGACUUUGCAUUUCUGGAGUCAUUGAGCAAUUGCAGUCAGCUGCGGCGGGUGGGUAUUAGCAGCAACAAGUUUGGUGGCCCGUUACCAGGAUUUCUGGGGAACCUGUCAACCACGCUCACCGGUCUGUAUGUUGGGGCCAAUCAAGUAACUGGAGUUAUCCCUGCAGAGUUGGUGAAUCUCUUCAACUUGACGGAUCUGGAGCUUUCCAGUAACUACAUGACAGGCACCAUCCCUCCUUAUAUUGGUCAGUUUUCUAAUCUGCACAGACUAUCAUUAAGUGGAAAUCAACUUUCAGGUCAGAUUCCAUCCUCUAUAGGCAAUCUCAGUCGGUUGUCUGAACUGUAUAUAUCACAGAACAAACUCCAAGGCAACAUUCCACCCAGUAUUGGGAACUGUCUUCGAUUGAAUACCUUGGAUAUUUCAGAAAACAGAAUCAUGGGAGCUAUACCUCCAGAGUUAAUGAGCCUAUCUUCAUUGUCCAUAUUGUUGAACAUGUCAAACAACUUGCUAACAAGCAACGUGCCUGUAGAAAUUGGAAAAUUGGAAAAUGUGAAUAAGUUGGAUAUCUCUAACAAUCAUUUGAGAGGGAACAUUCCUAGCACCAUUGCGAGUUGCUCAAGUCUAGAAUACCUUUAUAUGCAGGGGAAUUCGUUCGACUCGGUUAUUCCUCCAGCUUUAUCUUUUCUGAAAGCGCUUCAGGAAUUGGAUCUUUCACGGAACAACUUAGAGGGAGAAAUCCCAGAAGAUCUAUUGCAAAUCCGCCUACAGUCUUUGAAUCUUUCUUUCAACAAUCUGAGAGGUGAAGUGCCAUCAAUGGGGAUCAUUCCCAAUGCAAGCUCUGUAUCAUUGGCGGGCAAUCCCAUGCUUUGUGGUGGUGCUCCAGAGUUCAAUUUGCCUAAAUGCCCUAAUAAGACCACCAAGAAUAGAAGGCUGCAAAAGUUGAAGCUAAUAGUCACCAUUGCUAGUACAUCUCUAUCUGCACUUUUGGCGGUAACAGUAGGCCUUGUACUAAAUUGCAAGAUGAGAAGAUCAAACAAGCAUAUCCAUCAAGGAGAAGAUCCAUUGGUGGACGACUUUGUGAAGAUUUCAUACACAGACAUCCAUAAUGCAACCAAUGGAUACAGCCAUGAAACUUUGAUCGGGUCUGGUGGUAUUGGCACGGUAUACAAAGGUAAACUGGAGCAAAUGAAAGCGCCGAUAGCUAUUAAAGUAAUCAACCUGCAGCAAAAGGAAGCAUAUAAGAGAUUAGUGGUGGAAUGCAAGAUAAUGCGAUAUGUCCGGCAUCGAAACCUCGUGAAGAUCCUAUCGUACUGUUCUAGCACAGACGAUCAAGGAAACGCAUUUGGAGCUCUAGUUUAUGAGUUUGUGGACAAUGGGAGCCUCGAUAAGUGGCUGCAUUGCAGUAAUGAUAACAUCAAGACACCACACCAUCUCAGUCUUCUCCAAAGACUCAAUAUAGCAAUAGAUGUGGCAUCUGCAAUGCACUAUCUUCAUGAUCUUAGCGGAACGUCAAUCGUUCAUUGCAGUUUGAAGCCGAGCAACGUGCUCCUAGACCAUGACAUGGUAGCUCAUGUGAGUGAUUUUGCUCUAGCGAGAAUCCUCUCACCAUCUCAAACAAACACAACAAGCACAAUUGGGCUAAACGGGAUGGUAGGCUAUGCGGCACCAGAAUACGGGACGGCCUCAGCCGCAUCGAAGGCAGGGGAUGUGUACAGCUAUGGAAUCCUGCUGCUGGAAAUCCUAUCAGGGAAAAGACCAACAGACGAAAUGUUCAAGGAGGGUAUGAAUAUACGCGACUCUGUCAAGGCCGCUUGGCCAUCCAACCUUAUAAUGUUGAUAGAUCCAUCAAUGCUGAUACCUGGAAACACUGAGGGAAUUGACAAGAAGGUGGAAGAGUGUUUGAUUUCCUUGCUUGAACUGGGAGUGAAGUGCUCAGCUGAAUCGCCGAGCGAAAGGAUGAAAAUGGCGGAAGUUACCAGGAAGCUCCACACUAUCAGAGGCAACAACAAUGAGACAGACCGACUUGCUCUGCUGGAGUUCAAAAAUAGGAUCAGCAGUGAUCCAGAUGGAGCUCUGAAAUCUUGGAACGAUUCCGACCAUUUCUGCAAUUGGUUUGGUGUUGCGUGUGAUCUGCUUCCUAGCCAGCGAGUCACGUCGCUUGAUCUCCAUGGCCAAAAUCUGGUGGGUACUCUGUCUCCGCACGUCGCCAACCUUACUUCUCUUAGAUACAUCAACCUCACGGAGAACAGUUUUCGUGGUGAGAUUCCACAAACACUUGGAAACUUGCUUCAACUCCAGUGCCUCGACCUCAGAUUCAACUCAUUUGAAGGCGAGAUUCCAACCAACCUGACUCGUUGCAGCCAGCUGAAGUACUUGUUGUUGGAAGCGAAUAACUUAUGGGGGAGCAUCCCGGCAGAGAUUGGUUCGUUAUCAAAGCUUGAGUUCCUCAGAGUUGGAAACAACAACCUAACAGGAUGGCUCCCGCCUUCCUUGGGGAACCUCUCGUUGCUCGUCAACUUUGGUGCUACAUAUAACAACUUGACCGGAACCAUUCCAGAAAGCUUCGGCCUGCUAUCAAGGUUAGCUUCAAUUAAUCUUGGAUGCAAUCAGCUCUUUGGUUCAGUCCCCCUGUCCUUGUUUAAUAUUUCAUCAAUCAAAAGCUUUGCAAUUGCGUGGAACCAUUUGCGUGGUCGCUUGCCGGAGAGCAUGGACCACACCAUGCCCAACCUGCAACAAUUCGCUAUUUCCAGAAAUGAAUUCUUCGCAACCAUCCCUGACUCAAUCUGCAAUGUCUCUCGGCUAAAACUGGUGAAUAUGAACCGAAACGACUUUGUAGGGAAGGUUCCUACUUGUCUCGGGAAGCUUACUGGUCUUACUACGCUAGACAUGGCUAAAAAUAAUCUUGGAAGCAAUUCAACGGGUGACUUUGCAUUUCUAGAGUCAUUGAGCAAUUGCAGUCAACUGAAGCGAGUGGGUAUUAGCAGUAAUAAUUUUGGCGGCCCAUUACCAGAAUUUCUGGGGAAUCUGUCAACCAUGCUCACCGCACUGUAUAUUGGGGACAAUCAAGUCACUGGAGUUAUCCCUGCAGGGUUGGUGAAUCUCUUCAACCUGGCGGAUCUGGAGCUUUCCUAUAACUACUUGACAAGCAUCAUCCCUAAUAUUGGCCAGAUUUCUAAUCUGCAGAGACUGUCAUUGAAUGGUAAUCAAUUCUUAGGUCAGAUUCCAUCCUCUAUAGGCAAUCUCAGUCGGUUGUCUGAACUGCAUAUAUCACAGAACAAACUGCAAGGCAACAUUCCACCAAGUAUUGGGAAUUGUCUUCAAUUGAGCACCUUGGAUAUUUCAGAAAAUAGAAUCAUGGGAGCUAUACCUGGAGAGUUAAUGAGCCUUUCUUCAUUGUCCAUAUUGUUGAACCUGUCAAACAACUUGCUCACAGGCAACCUGCCUGCAGAAAUUGGGAAGUUGAAAAAUGUGAAUAAGUUAGAUAUCUCUAAUAAUCAGUUGAAAGGGGAAAUUCCUAGCACCAUCGGCAGUUGCUCAAGUCUGGAAUACCUUUAUAUGCAGGGGAAUUCUUUCGACGCGGUUAUUCCUCCAGCUUUGUCGUCUCUGAAAGGGCUUCAGGAAUUGGAUCUUUCACGAAACAACUUAGAGGGAGAAAUCCCAGAAGGUCUCCUACAAAUCCGCCUACAGUCUUUGAAUCUUUCUUUCAACAAUCUGAGAGGUGAAGUGCCAUCUAAGGGGGCUAUUGCCCAUGCAUGCAUUGUGUCAUUGUCGGGCAAUCCCAUGCUUUGUGGUGGUACUCCAGAGUUCCAUUUGCCUAAAUGCCCAAAUAAAACCACCAAGAAUAGAAGGCCUCCAAAGUUGAAGUUAACAGUCAUCACUGUUAGUACAUCUCUAUCUGCACUUGUACUGGUAAUGAUAGGCCUUCUACUAAGUGGCAAGACGAGAAGAUCUAACAAGCAUAUCCAUCGAGGAGAAGAUCUACUGGUGGACGACUUUGUGAAGCUUUCCUACACAGCCAUUCAUGAGGCAACCAAUGGAUACAGUCUUGAAACUUUAAUCGGGUCUGGUGGUAUCAGCACAGUCUACAAAGGAAAACUGGAGCAAAUGAGAGCACCAGUAGCCAUCAAAGUAUUCAACCUGCAACAAAAGAAAGCAUAUAAGAGAUUAGUGGUGGAAUGCAAGAUAAUGCGAAAUAUCCGGCAUCGAAAUCUCGUGAAGAUUCUAUCUUACUGCUCUAGCACAGACAACCGAGGCAACGCAUUUGGAGCUCUAGUUUAUGAAUUUGUGGACAAUGGGAGCCUCGACAAAUGGCUGCAUUGCAGUAAUGAUGGCACCAAGACGACAUAUCACCAUCUCAGUCUUCUCCAAAGACUCAACAUUGCUAGAGAUGUGGCAGCCGCAUUGUACUAUCUUCACGAUCUUAGCGGAAUGUCAAUCGUUCAUUGCAGUUUAAAGCCAAGCAACGUGCUCCUAGACCAUGACAUGGUAGCUCAUGUGAGUGAUUUGGGUCUAGGGAGAAUCCUCUCAUCACCAUGUCAAACAAACACAGCAAGCACAAUUGGACUAAGCGGGAUGGUAGGCUAUGCGGCACCAGAAUAUGGGACGGGCUCCACGGCAUCGAAGGAAGGGGACGUGUACAGCUACGGAAUCCUUCUGCUGGAAAUCCUAUCUGGGAAAAGACCAACGGACGAAAUGUUCAAGGAUGGUGUGAAUAUACGCGACUCUUGCAAGGCCGCAUUGCCAUCCAAACUUUCAAUGCUAAUAGAUUCAUCAAUGCUGGUAUCUGGAAAAACUUACGGAAUUGACAAGAAGGUGGAAGAGUGUUUGAUUUCCUUGCUUGAACUGGGAGUGAAGUGCUCAGCUGAUGCGCCGAAAGAACGGAUGAAAAUGGCGGAAGUUACCAGAAAGCUCCACACUAUCAGAAGUACCUUUCUAGCAACCUCUGUCUGA
Molecule: messenger RNA, 8775 nt
Organism: Linum tenue
Lineage: Eukaryota; Viridiplantae; Streptophyta; Magnoliopsida; Malpighiales; Linaceae
Source: the annotation of a GenBank genome assembly